ACAGGGUUAGUAAAAUUUCAGCCCAUUAUAUGAAGUCUGUGUAGGUAAAAUGUAUGGUUGUGCACUUUAAUCAAUGAAAUAUGAGCAGAUUGAUUUUCUCGCUAACAGAGACUCUGGAACUUAUUUUCCACAGUGGUGUGAACGUGAAAGCACCACAAAAGACUCAAGUCCUCCUUUAUAGUUGUGUUUGGCGUGGCAUCUUUAGCCCGCCUCAGCCAAGUCCUGUGACCCAUUUGUGACAACAUGGCAGGGACUCCUGGACUUUGCCUCCUCGACAACAAAUGUCAGACUUCUUCAGUAUAAAUAGGCAACGCAAGCGGACACGAUCCACAAAGAGACGCACACACGACAGCAGUCAUGAGGGUCUUUGUUUUGCUCGCUUUGACUUUGGUUUCUGGCUGCAAUGGCAACUUGUUCCACGCUGAUGCGCCCAAGCCUCCUAUGGAGGCUCUGACCGACGCAUUCUGGGACUACAUCGCCAAGGCCAGCAAGACGGCCGACGACACCCUGGAGAUGGUGAUGAAGUCGGAGUUUGGAGCUGAAGUCAACGCUCAGCUAGCCGAGACCGCUGACAUGGCCAGCAAGUACGCCAGCGCCCUUAAGGAGAAGCUCCCCCUGGCCGCUCAGGGCCUGGUGGCCAAGAUCGGCCGCGAGGCAGACGUCUUGAAAAAGGUGCUGAGCCAGGACCUGGGCUCAGUCACCAAGAAGGUUGAGCUGUACUCGAAUGCCGUGAAGGCGCAGAUUCAGGAGAGGCUGGAUCAGCUGAGGCAGGAGCUGGCGGCUUACGCCGACAACAUGGAUUCGGACCUCCUCAAGUGGCGCAGCGAGGAGCUGAUGGCCGGCCUGAUGAGCAGCAUCUCCGACGCGGAGCGCAACCUCCAGCCCUUCACACAGGAACUGAUGAAUCAGGUUGACGCACACCUGGUGGCCUUCCAGCACAACAUUAGCCCCAUGGCCGACAGGUUGCAGACAGAGCUUUACCACGGAAGCAGACAGGUGCAACGUGUGGUGGCCCCCUAUGCCGAAGACCUGAAGGAGAAACUGGACCAUUUCGCGAUAGAUCUCCAGGAACACCUCAAGGCCUUGGUUACCAGCAACUAAGUAUAACCCGGGAUUCACUUUGAAAUGUCAUCCCAAUUGCACUCUCACUGAAAUCUAAUUUCUAUAUAUCCCUGAACUCAAUUUCUGGACAAUUAUUUAUUUUUUUGAACUCUGUUGCUGUGUGAUUAUUUUUUUAAGCAAAAUAAAUACAAUUCUCAUCAAACAAA
Syngnathus acus (greater pipefish) is the source of this 1268-nucleotide messenger RNA. RefSeq names its product apolipoprotein A-IV-like. NCBI's taxonomy places the organism in Eukaryota, Metazoa, Chordata, Actinopteri, Syngnathiformes, Syngnathidae. Gene Ontology annotation, biological process: positive regulation of lipid biosynthetic process; phospholipid efflux; lipoprotein metabolic process. Bases 358 to 1101 code for a protein of 247 amino acids. The record is from RefSeq and is a predicted model, not a curated record. The transcript has 4 exons. Gene Ontology annotation, cellular component: chylomicron; blood microparticle; high-density lipoprotein particle. Gene Ontology annotation, molecular function: phospholipid binding; cholesterol binding; phosphatidylcholine-sterol O-acyltransferase activator activity.